Molecule: messenger RNA, 3899 nt
Organism: Vicia villosa (hairy vetch)
Lineage: Eukaryota; Viridiplantae; Streptophyta; Magnoliopsida; Fabales; Fabaceae
Product: TMV resistance protein N-like
Exons: 6
Coding region: 29-3808 (1259 amino acids)
Biological process (GO): defense response; signal transduction
Molecular function (GO): protein binding; ADP binding
Source: RefSeq, a predicted model, not a curated record
AUUCAGUGACUUGUUGCGAAGAAGAUCGAUGGAUGCAAGCUCGACCUCACAAAAAUCUGGUCAUUCAACUUUGAAAAAAUGUCUGUUGCAACCGUUUCAUGCCAUGUGUGGUCGUAAGUCAAAUUCCAAUUCGCACAUCUCAAAUCAGGAUGCAUCUGCUGCUACUUCAUCUGACUUGAUCAUCUUGAGCCAAGGUGCAUCUCCUUCUAGUUCAUCUGAUUCGAACAUCUUGACUCACGCUACAACUACUACCAGUUCAUUUGAUUUCAACAUCAUGAAUCAAGGUGCAAGUGCAACUACUGCUACCUCAUCUGAUUUCAACAUCUUGAAUAAUGGCGCAACUGCUGUUACCUCAUCUGAUUUCAACCUCUUGAACAACGGUGAAGCCUCUAGUUCAUCUUUGGUUUCUGAUAACAUUCAAAACAACAGAUACGACGUGUUUAUCAGUUUCAGAGGCUCCGACACGCGCAACACCUUUGUCGACCAUCUCUACGCUCAUCUCACUGGAAAAGGUAUUUUUACUUUCAAAGAUGACACGCAGCUUCACAAAGGUGGAUCCAUUUCAACCCAACUUCGACACGCAAUAAAAAACUCGCGUGUUUCUGUAGUUGUUUUCUCUGAAGAUUAUCCCACCUCAACCUGGUGUUUGGAUGAAAUGAGUACCAUUGUUAAUUGUUGUAGAAACGCAAAGCAAAUUGCUUUACCGGUUUUCUAUGACGUUGAUCCGUCUCAUGUUCGACGACAAAAUGGAGUCUAUGAGUUUGCCUUUGAUUUACACUUCAAAUCUAAUCCACAUAAGGUUGUUGAAUGGAAGAGAGAUAUGACAUAUUUGGCUGAAAUCGCCGGUUACGAUAUCAGGAACAAGCCGGAAUUUCAAGAGAUUAAAAAUAUUGUUCAGUCAAUAACAAAGAAGUUGGAUCAUAGAUUCUUACCGAGUCUCGAUGACCUUAUAGGAAUGCAACCUCAUAUAGAAGAAUUAGAGAGUCUUUUGAAACUAAGGUCAGAAUCAGAUGAUGAUCAUGGUGGUUGUCAAGUUUUAGGACUAUGGGGUAUGGAUGGAAUUGGAAAGACAACUCUUGCGAAAGUUUUGUAUGAUAGAAUCUCAUAUCAAUUUGAUGCUUCUUGUUUCAUUGAAAACGUUAGCAAAAGUUAUGAAGAUGGUGGUGCUAUUGCUGUGCAGAAACAAAUAAUUCAUCAAACUGUAAAAGAGUUUGUUUUAGAAGGAUACAGUCCUUCUCAAAUAUCCGGAGUUAUAACAAGGCUGUACAACAUGAAGGUCCUUAUAGUUCUUGACGACGUUGAUCAACUGCUUGAGUUGAAUGUAAAUGUUAAGAUGCUUCGUCCGGGGAGUAGAAUAAUCAUAACCACAAGAGACGUGCAUAUUCUUGAACUAUAUGAAGCGGAUAUAAUUCACGAGAUUGGAUUGAUGAACGACAAUGAUGCUCGGGAGCUUCUAUGUAGAAAAGCCUUCAAAAGUGAUCAUUCUAGUAGUGAUUAUGCCGAACUUAUUCCUAUGAUACUAAAAUAUGCUCAAGGUCUUCCUUUAGCAAUUAGAGUGAUGGGUUCAUUUUUGUACAAGAGAAAUACUACCCAAUGGAGAGCUACUUUGGAAGGAUUGGAGAAUAAUCCAGAUAGUGGAAUCAUGAAAGUUCUUCAAUCAAGUUUCGAGGGACUCGAGCUAAGAGAGAAAGAGAUAUUCUUGCACAUUGCUUGCUUCUUUGAUGGGGAGAGGGAGGAUUAUGUAAAGAGAAUUCUACAUGCUUGUGGAUUGCAGCCUGAUAUUGGAAUUCCAGUUAUUGCUGAAAAAUCGUUCAUAACCAUUAGAAACCAGGAAAUUCAUAUGCAUAAAAUGUUACAAGUGUUGGGGAAGAAAAUUGUUCGAGAACAACAUCCUGAUCAACCAAGCUUAUGGAGUAGAUUGUGGCUUUACAGUGAUUUCUAUGAUGCCAUGACUACACAACCGGUAGCAAUUAAAGCUGAAGCCAUAAUUAUAAAUCAAAAGGAGGAAGAAGUCUCCAAAUUCAAUGAGUUGCGCGGUGCAUAUUUAUCAAAAAUGGGAAGUUUGAAAGUGUUAAUAUUAUAUCACUCGACUUUUUCAGAAAGACCCAUAUCUCUUUCUAAUUCCCUACGCUAUAUUUUGUGGAAUGGUUACGCUUUCAAUUCUUUGCCAAAUUUUAAUCCAUAUAAGCUUGUAGAAUUCAAUAUGCCUGAUAGCAGCAUUCAACAACUAUGGACACAAACUUUGAAUCUUCCGUAUUUGAAAAGGAUGGAUUUGAGCAAAUCCAAAAAUCUCAUGACAACUCCAUGCUUUGAAGGUAUGAAAAAUCUUGAGCGGCUUGAUCUUACCGGAUGCAUAAAUCUAUUGAUGGUGCAUCCCUCGAUAGGAGUUCUUACAAAACUUGUAUUCUUAAGUUUGCAACAGUGUAUCAAUCUAGAGAGUCUUGAUUUCAGCAAUGCACCAAGAUUGACUUCUCUGAGAGUUCUUCGUCUCUCCGAUUGUACAAAACUUAAACACACUCCAGAUUUCAGUGAAAUGUUACUCCUUCAGUAUCUUGAUAUGGAUCGAUGUGCAAGUUUAUUCACCAUUCAUAAAUCUAUCGGAGCUCUUGAAAACCUUAAAUUCUUAAGUUUGAGAGAGUGCAAAAAUCUAUUUAGAUUACCGGACAACUUUUAUAUAAUGAGAUCUCUUACAACCCUAGAUCUUUAUGGGUGUUCUAAAUUUACUAGACUUCCCCUAGGAGAAAUUACUACUUCUCCUCUCCAAUCUUUGGUUUAUCUAGACUUAAGUUUUUGCAAUAUUACUAUAAUGCCUGAUGUUAUUGGAGAAUUAAGGUGUUUAGAAAGACUAAAUCUUCAAGGAAAUAAGUUUACUACACUUCAUUCCACAUUGAGUUGUCUUCACAAUCUAUCAUAUUUAAACCUAUCUCAUUGCCAUAGGCUUCAAAGUUUACCUGAGCUACCGAUAGAGAGUGGUCGAUCAGAUUUGGCGGGAAAAUAUUUUAAAACAACAUCUGAAUCUCGUAAUCAUAGAUCGGGUCUAUAUAUUUUUGACUCUCCCAAUUGUUACAUAGGCGAGUCCUUGAUCGCAAACCAACAUAUAUAUUGGCUCUUCACUACAUGGAUAAUAAGACUCGUUAAGGAACCUCUUCAUUAUCGGUGUGGCUUUGACAUCAUUUUUCCUUGGCAUGUGGAAACCAAUGGUUUGUAUAAAGAUAGUGUUUUCUCAGAUUUGUUGUUCCACUUCCAUCAUCAGUUUAACGGGAAUACAGUAGUACGAAUGGAUUGUUCAACUAUGGCGGUUGAUUGGGCUGGUUUUCUCUUUUAUGUAACAUUUGAGUCAAAUAACCAUAAUCAUCAAUCGUUAUCUUCUUCUUCAUCGUCAUUGCCAUGUCCUUUUUAUCUUUCUUUUGAGAGUGAGCACACUGAAGAACGAUUUGAUAUGCGAAUAAAUUUGGAACAUAAUCAGGUUCAAGGCAGGAAUUAUAUUUGGAUGAUCUUUAUCUCUAGAGAACACUGCCAUUUUGUAGAAACUGGAGCACAAAUCACAUUUAAAGCAUGCAAAGGUUUGGUUAUUAAGGAAUGGGGGUUAUGUGUCAUAACCAAGGAAGAUGUAGAGGGCUCGGAAUGGAGACCAAGAACUGAUCUUGAUUUACAGGUUCUGGAAAUAAAAGAAAGCAGCAGUGGUAAUGAGUUUGAGCCUAAAAUUCAACUUCCUUACAAUUGGCUAGUUUCAGACGAAGAUGAAGCUGAGACGGUUCAAGCAAAGGGGAAGGAAACUGAUCUCUUUAAUCUUGGCCUUUACCUUUAGAUUUUCUAGUUUGCAUCUUCUGCAUUUUUGUGUGUUUUGGCUACUAUACUUAUAGUUUUUAGCAUGUAAUUUGGUGAGUGUUAAUAUUGUA